Molecule: messenger RNA, 4917 nt
Organism: Schistosoma bovis
Lineage: Eukaryota; Metazoa; Platyhelminthes; Trematoda; Strigeidida; Schistosomatidae
Source: the annotation of a GenBank genome assembly
GUUGUUUAAGUCGCUUAAAAGUCGCUAUGACCUAAGUCGGUGGGUUUUUGAUUGAUAAUUUUUUUGAUGUCGGGCGGUUGCGUACAUGUAUCAAUCAAGUUAGAUAUCUUACAUCCAGAUUAUUUGUGUGAUCUUGUAAAUAAAACACCAGAAUCGGAAAUUCGUGGAUGUAAGAAUGUGUUUGGGGAAUCUGUUACAAAGGGAUCUAUAUUCCUUGACGCACUCGAUUUCCAGCGCAAUAAAAUUAAAAAUCUUCUAAAUGAAACACUCAAAGAAAAGUUGAGCACAUCCAAUAAAGGGUUGUUAUCUACUGCGCAAAAAGACUUAGACGCAAUGGAGAAGAAGAGGAAGAUAGCCAGGUCCGUAUAUGAUGAAAUGCUUCAAUAUGGUAAAAGACUUCUAGAAUGCAUCAGAAUUUUAAAGGAUGUCAGUGAUGAGUUACAAAAUGUUUCGUCAUUAAGAUGUAACAGCGUAAUUAAUGGAAUGUUCAAGGAUAUACCGUCGUUGUUUAAAGUCCAUGAACAUUUGACUGAAAGUUUUGAUUCCUGUGAAGCUGAAGACAUAGAAUUGCCCUCAACUUUUACCAGUGACAAGGAGAUGCAAAUCUUGAAUAUAUACAAGAGCUUCUUAUGUCGUUAUGCAGUGAAUUUCAAGACUUUUUCGGAAAUGUAUUCCACGAAUGAAGAGCUUCAAAAUAUAUGUAAAGGUAUCGUUGCAAAAUCUCAGUAUCAAGAGCAACGUAUUCAGAAUGUUCCUGGGAUGUUCUAUGGUGUCAGCACAGCAUUACCACGAUACAAAGAUCUCAUUUAUAUUAGGGCUUAAAGGAACCAUGCUUCCGAGCGACCCAGAAUAUACAAAUGUCACAAAGGCUUGGAAUUUCAUCAAGGAUUUAUUGGAUCGUUCGGAACAAGAAAUUAUUUUGCAGGAGAAAAUGUUGAAUGCUAGAGAAGCACUUGGUAAACUGGAUGGUCUUCGUGUAAAGUAUACUCAAAUUCCGUUACUACAUCUAGAAGGUCCCGCAAAGAAACUACCUAGACGUUCAAUACAUAGACGGCUUUUGGAUAGAUAUUUAUUUCUUUUUUCCGAAUAUUUGGUCAUGACUGAAUCCCCUAAUGCCGUUGGUCGUUAUCAAGUUAAGUCAGAGAUAGGUUUGGCUGGAAUGACAUUAUGUGAAGUCAAAGAUGAUGAAGAAAUCAAUGUUGAACACUGUUUUAGAAUUAAAGCGAAAGAGCUAUGCGUCGAGGUUGCUUUUUCAAAUGAUGACGAAAAACAACUUUGGUGGCGUGAACUUCAACAGGCUAUUGAUUGUGAAUGUAAUAAACCGAAUAGUAAUUGUUUCAAUGAAAAAAAGUCAAUAAUGAGUGCAAAUAAUUUAGGUGAAGUUGCAGCUCAAUGGGUUAAAGAUGAAUCAUCCACUAUGUGUACAAAUUGUUGUACAGAAUUUACUACACUUAAUCGACGACAUCAUUGUCGUGCAUGUGGCAAGUUAUUUUGUGGUUCCUGUUCAGCAUAUAAAGCUCCAUUGGAAUCUUGUGGUGGUAAAUAUGAACGAGUAUGUGUUGUAGACUAUUAUUUACUUAAUAAGAAUUUCAAACCUCCAAAACCUAAAAUUAUGGAGGCGAUAUUGCGUCGAGUAGACAAACAGCAACCACCUCAACCAUUGAGAACUGGUUUCUUAAUGUGGAGUCAUUUCAAUAAUUCAUGGUCUACAAAAUCACCUAUUCGACUACCAAAAUCUUCCGUACAGUAUCGAUCUGUUGAUACAAGUUCUGAAAUACGAAAAGAAUUGCUUCGUGAUAUUGGUCCAUUUAACUCUUCUAGCAAAUUUGCAUGCAAAAACUCUUCUACAGAUCCCGUGGACAAUCAUCAUGAUUCAAAUACCAAAUCAACUUCUAAUUCACUGCCUCACAUCAACAAUCGAUCGUUCGACUCAUCAAUUAAUAUAGAAUCGACAAAUCAUAAAUCAUCAUCUGCAUGCCUAUCUCGUUUAUUUUGUGUUUUACAAACGGAUACUUCAUUCGAAUUCUACGCUGCUCGUGCUGAUACACGUGCAGUAGAUAAAAUUACUGUGAUAGGUUUACGUUUAUUCUACCUAGAUGAUAAUUUGAAUGAUACAUUUUCAAAUCACAAUGGUAAUUUAUCAACAAUACAACAACCUACGCUGCAUACUAAAGCACGAAGUUUUGAUAAUUCGUCUAAUGUGAACAAGGAUUUUCCUGAAAACACUAUUGGGUCAUUUAGACGGGAAUAUUCUAGAUUAUAUAGACAAGGUAAUCCUAUAUAUCGAAACUGUAAACCUCCUCCACGGGAUCGUAACAUAUUUGAUCAUGGAUUUUCUAGUGAAACAUCUAGUCUUUCAGAUGUAACAUCUUUAUCGAAAUCUUAUAUCAAACCAUCAUCAAUUAGUACCUUAGAAGCUGAUAGAUUAUCGAACCGAUCUACACAAUCUUGUAGAGAAAGAUCCUCUAAAGAGAAUCAUAAAAAUUCUGUAUGUAAUUUUUCUGGUGAUCAAUCCAAUGAUGAUGAGGGAAUUGUAACUAACAGUGAAAUAAUAAAACAUGUAGAAACAAUCAGUCCUGAGAUAUUGGGUCUUCUGCGUAAUAAUUUAGGUUUUCUUCUGUUACCUUUAAAUACAGACCGUCCAGCACAUUAUUUUGAAGCAACAACAGUAGAAAUCAGAACACAAUGGAUCAAUUCUAUUCGUCGUGUUUGCAUAGAUUUCAUGUCCUCUCCGCCUUCCAGGUGAACAAGAUAGAGAGGUGAAUGCAUCUACUACCAUCUAUCGGUCAAUAUUUUUGGAUAGAAAUAACAAAUAAAAAGUUGAUGUUAUCAGAUUAUCUUGUAAGAUGUCUGUUUGUUUGUUUGUUUUUUAUAUAUUUUAAUGCCAUAUGUUUAUUUGUUAUUUUGUUUGUUGAAACAACAACAACAAAAAAGAUCUUUUUUACCUCUCUUAUUCUUUCAGUAUGUUGCGUUACGUUACUUACAAGUAGUAUGUUUAUUUUUUUAUGAAUAUAAUGAAAUUGUGACUUAAUUUCAUCUUGUUGUCAUGGCGUCUCUGUUCCAUGAAUUACUUUUCUAUAUUGUUUUUAUUCCUCAUAUUGAUGAAUUAUGUUGUUUUUUUUGUUUUUUUUAAACGGGCAUAAGUUCGAGUCUUUUCUACUAUUUAUAGUAACUUUAUUUUAUAUUUUUCUAGUGUUUUUUUUUCUUAUUCUACCGUAUUUUUGAUUGUUUAUAUUGUGUUCUUUUCUCCAUCACAUAAUUGAAUAUGAUUUUCUUUUUGUUUAUUCCAAAUUUACUUUUAAUGGAUGGAUGUAAAUGGGAAGGUAAGAUAAUUCUAUGCUAUUUCUAAUAGUCUAUGUGGUUAGAGAUUACUGGAAUAUUGGGUUUCAUUAAUUUUUUCGAUUUUCAAUCUGAUUAUGGGUCAUUCAUUUUGUUGAAUAAGACUUUUUUUUGGAAAUAAUUAGUGUCAUUUUAAUGAUUUUGAUUGAUAUCCAGUACUUUAUCCAGUACCCUAAACUUUGUUAUAACUUACUGACUGAUACAGAAAUACAGUUCUACAAUGUUGAGAUGAUAUUUUUUGGCCUACUGAUCUGACUACAAUUUUGUUGUACAACGAUGUUAACGAACUAUACAUCCUGGCUACACUCGUAGAUAACAAACGAUUUAAUUCGCGUUAAAGAAUAACAGAAUAAACUAUUCCAAAUUAUGAGAAUGAACCUUGAAUACGUAUAAUUUCGCACACAUUUUGAUUCAUACAAAUAAAGCGGAGAAGCAGACAGGAGAAGGCACGUGUGCCAACUAAAUUUGAUAAAGUGUGAUUAAUAUUUAUAUCCAUAAAUUAAUAAGCUAAAGAUAAUUGAUGAAUAGGGUAAGUGGUACACAGAUGCGCUCAUAUAAAAAUAGUCAAGGUUAGUAAGCUAAUAAGUGACAAAGUCAAAAUAAAACUCCAGAAGAAUAAAUAAGUUAGUCUGUCCGGAGGCUAGAAUAAUCUAUAUGGACUUGACAUAGUAUUAGACAUGACAAACAUGUAGACCAGUUUAUUAAACGAUGAAAGAACAUCCACGACAAAAUAUAAUUACUGUUUGGUAUCGCGCACUAACUUGAACUGAACAGUCACUAAAGACGAGAAAGCUCUGAAGAGCCACUUCUUACAAGUAUGGGUACCUUCAGAAAAUUGCGUCAACUACCUCAGCAUCCAUCGGACAAAGAAUAUUCAAGCUUUUCUUAGAGCUGUCCACCUUCAGAAAAUUAGGUAGUCUGAAUCUCCUGUAAUACUAAAAUAUAAUUGCGUUCUAAUGUCUACUAGCUUCAAUGCAGUUUAAUUCCAGAUUGCUUUAAAUGAGACUUUCUUCAGCAAUGUAGUUUUUUAAUGCAAUCAUUGUUUGUAUUUCUCAAUUUAUUUCAUGAUCUUGACUAUAGAGCUUUGAAAUGUACAGUGAAAACUAACACAUACGUAUUAUAUUUCUAAAAGAUAUUUAGUAACAGUCCCAUCAGAAUGUUAAGUUAACUAUACACUUAAAAUUAGGCAUCGUCACAUUUCGAAGAUAUUGGAAGUGCUUGUCAGUUGAAGCUGUCAGUUUUACAUGAGUUUUCAUGAAAAGCAAUGAGUUCAUCACAUUUUUUUUUCAGUACAAGAUUAUUGAAUGUUACAUCUGUAAAGUUGCUGGAAUUGUGUACUGAUAGUCUAAAAUAAAUUUCUGAGCCUAAAUCAUUUCAUAUUGAUUGAUUACUAUCCUAGUGACUAAAUUUAGUCAAGUUUUAGUUAGUUAAAUGAGUGUUGUCAGUUAUUUCAGAACUGUUGCCUCAAAUCUCCAAUUAUUUUAUCUUUGUUUGAAUAACUAUUUAGAACAACAUAGAUAAUGUAAGCGAACAAUAUUGUUUUCCAUUAGAUCCUCAUCAGGCUUUACUCUAAUAUAC